AUGUAUCUCGGUUGGAUUGAUUAUGGAAUGUUAAUUUUACUUUUGGGUUUUUCGGUGAGUAUUGGUAUUUAUCAAGGUUGUUUUCGAUCGAAACAAUUGACUACAAAUGAAUUUCUUAUUGCUGAUGGAAGAAUGAUGAUUUUACCAACUGCAAUGAGUCUAUUAGCAAGUCUUAUGUCUGCAGCAACUCUACUUGGAAUUCCAAUUGAAAUUUAUUCAUAUGGAACAAUGUAUAUGUAUUGGAUUUUUGCUUAUUUUAUUGGUACUUAUUUAACAGUAAAUCUAUUUAUUCCAAUGUUUCGUCAAAUAGGAAAUUUAAGUAUCUAUGCAUAUCUUGAACAACGUUUUUCAUUAACAAUUCGUAUUGUUAUAACACUUAGUUAUAUGAUAGUAACGAUUUUUUAUAUAGCUGUUAUUUUAUAUGGACCCUGUUUAGCAUUAAGUCAGGUAACUGGUUUACAUAUAUGGUUAACAGUUGGAUCAUGUGGAAUUAUAUGUACACUUUAUACAAGUAUUGGCGGAAUGAAAGCAGUUAUAUGGACUGAUGUUAUACAAACAAUAAUGAUGUUUCUUGGUGUUAUUUUAUCAGUUAUUAUUGGAUUUUAUGAUGCUGGUGGAAUAAAAAGUGUAUUUAAAAGUGCAAUGGACGGAAAUCGAAUUCAAUUUUCAACAACUACAUUGGAUCCAUCAAUUCGAUAUACUGUUUGGAGUGUAAUUAUUGGUGGUGGUUUAUAUGCUACAGCUAUAUAUUCUUGUUUACAAACUCAAGCACAACGUUAUUUAUGUGUAAAAAGUAUAAGAGCUGCACAAAAAGUUGCUUGGAUAAAUUUUUUAAUGUGUACAAUGAUGCUUUUUCUUUGUGCAUCUGUUGGAUGUCUUCUAUAUGCAAAAUAUAAUCAAUGUGAUCCUCUUCAAGCUAAAUUAAUAUCUAAACCUGAUCAACUUUAUCCAUUAUUUAUUAUUGAAACAUUAGGUCGAUUUCCGGGUUUAACAGAUAUUUAUAAAAGAAUAUCAAUUGGAAAUUUAAUGUCAGAUGAAAAACAAGCUUCUAUUUCAAAAAUAUUAUCAUUAUUUAUUGGUUUUCUUGUAGUAUUUUUAGCAUAUGCUACAUCUUUUUUAGGAAAUAAUAUUAUAGUGAUAGUUUUUCAAAUAUCUGGUUCAUUUGCAGCACCAAUUUUAGGAGUUUUUCUAAUUGGAUUUUUUAUACCAAGAGUAAAUAGUCGAAGUAUUCUUAUUGCUUUUAUAUGUUGUUUAUUAUUUCAAACAUGGGUACUUAUUGGUGCUACUUUAACAAUGAAAUCACAAAUAGGAAAAGGUGGACGAUUACCUACAUCCGUUAAAGGAUGUUUGUCAUCGUUAAAUAUUACACAAGUAAUACCAAAAAAUCAAAGUUCAAAUCCUCUGCUACCACUUUAUUCAAUAUCUGUAAUGUGGUAUUCUUUUAAUGCUAUUAUUAUUAUUGUUGUUAUUAGUUUGUUAGGAUCAUUUAUAUUUGGUUCUAAUGAUCCGAAAACGAUAGAUGAAUCAUUAUUGAUAUCAUGGAAAAAUGCAUUUUCAUGUAAUUGGAAACAUAAAAAAUCCACAAACUUAAAAACUAAUGAAGUCAAUACAAUUGAAACACAAACAAUUGAACAAGAAUCAAUUCUUUAG
Messenger RNA from Rotaria sordida, 1650 nucleotides. Lineage: Eukaryota; Metazoa; Rotifera; Eurotatoria; Philodinida; Philodinidae. The record is from the annotation of a GenBank genome assembly.